Messenger RNA from Drosophila grimshawi, 1739 nucleotides. Its product is annotated as MAPK regulated corepressor interacting protein 2. The transcript is spliced from 4 exons. Bases 374 to 919 code for a protein of 181 amino acids. NCBI's taxonomy places the organism in Eukaryota, Metazoa, Arthropoda, Insecta, Diptera, Drosophilidae. The record is from RefSeq and is a predicted model, not a curated record.
GAGUGUGUGUGCAUCCAUUGCAGUAGCGCGGAAUACGUUACAAAUUGUGUGUUACGCGAACGGCGAGGAAGGCGAAUCAUUCGCUUACCCUUUCAGCAACUAUUCACAAAUAAUUGGCAGUAAAUUGAAACGAUUGAUUUUGACAUUUGAUUUUGCACCGAUAACAUCAAUAACUCAAUCGACACAACACAAAAUCAAAGCUAACUGUGAAUAUAUUGUGUAAUUGCUCGACUGAGAAAAUGAAAUUGAAAUGAGACCGCAGAAUUGCCUGUCAACAGUUGGAUUUACAUAAAUUCAUCAAAAUAUAAAAAAAUCUGUCAAAGCGAAUCUAAAACCGAAAGCGAACAUACAAAUCAAAUCAAAUAAAAUUGUCAUGUACACGGUAAACAAAGGACCCAGCAAAAUUGUUGCUAAGACGCGACGCGGUCUGCCUCAAAACUUUGAAAAGUUCGAGAGCAUCAAGGAGAGCGGCAAGAAAUAUGGCAGCGUCAGCAGCAGCUUCGAUCUGAACAGUCCCGAAAAAAACAAAAACAUACCUCGCCCGGUAUUUCAACAGAGCUUCGCCUCGAAACGCAUUGCGCCCACAAAACUGAUUGAGGAUGAGGUGAUAACGCCGCAACAUGAGGAGAUAAUACGCUACAUAAAUGACUCCUGGAACAUUUUGGUCGCACAAAAUCCGUAUGAUUCGAGCACAGCAAUGCCGGAUGGCAAGGCCGAUGCAAACAACAACAACAGCAGCAGUCUGGCUACGCCAAAUCCUGUUGACAGCAUCAUGGCCGCCAACACACCUGUGUCCGCAUCGGCAGCGCCAGCUGUUUGGGUCGAGCCACCGAGUCCGGCUCUGAAUGACUUCAAGCCAUUCGAUUUGGAGUCGUGGUGGGGACGUCGUCUGUUCCACAACAUUACCAAGAGCCUGUAGACUGACUGACUGACUGAUGUUGGCACUGAUUGAUUUAUUGUUGUGUUUACGUUACGUUAGUUUAGUAGCCGGUGCUUCCGUUUCUAUAUAAAUAUUAUGUUAACAUAUAUCAUUUCGACUGGAGAACAAAUUCACAUUAGAUAUAUACAUAUAUAUAGGAUAUAUAUAUUACAUCUAAGUGAUCAUUGCAAAGGAGAAUAUCCAUUUGAUAUGGCAAUUCGAAGAGUCCUACGUAGUCUAAAUAUAAUUAAAGUUUUUUUCUGAUUGUUUUUAAGUAUAUAUUGAUAGUCACUCUCUUCUCGACCGUGUAAAUAAUAUGAUAAAAAUGAAACAAAGUUAUUGCAGGAUUCUUUCAUAUUAUACUACGAGUAACAUUGAAUAUUUAAGUUUCUGUUAUUCACGCACAUAGAUAUAUAGAUAUAUAAGAUGUUAAUAUAUGAUAGUCAUCUCUGGUCAAUUUCAAAUUGUAAAAUCUACAGCAAAAAUUCAACAAUUCUUUUAUCUUUCGAUUUAAUUGACUAACUGUUGUUAUUCGCUCAGAUCUUAAGUUUUCUAGAAAUGCACGUUAAGUUGAGCUCACAUUAGAGAUAUGUGUCAGACAAAAUGUGCAAUUAGCUUAUAAAAAUAUGAAAUAUAUAAGAUGUUAUUUUAAAAAGGAUACAUUUUGCACGCGUCAACUUUUGUAAUAUCUCCUCAAUUGUAUCUUUUAUAUAUGAUAUGUGGGUAAUAAGCACAAUACUAAAGAUAAUCAUAGAUUGUCAAUAUUAGAGUAAUUUGUAUCAAUAUUAAAGUUGCAUAAGUAAAUGCAAUUUGAAAACAA